Molecule: messenger RNA, 3121 nt
Organism: Ornithodoros turicata
Lineage: Eukaryota; Metazoa; Arthropoda; Arachnida; Ixodida; Argasidae
Product: serine/threonine-protein kinase Sgk1-like
Exons: 17
Coding region: 331-1830 (499 amino acids)
Biological process (GO): protein phosphorylation
Cellular component (GO): cytoplasm; nucleus
Molecular function (GO): protein serine/threonine kinase activity; phosphatidylinositol binding; ATP binding
Source: RefSeq, a predicted model, not a curated record
UUAACCCUACAAAGGAAGGAGGGGGCGUUUCAGAAGUUUCUUCUUGCUGUGCGAAAGGUCGAAGAAGAAUUUAGAAACUCGUUUAAAUACAAGGAAGAAACUUUCACCACCACUGUCAACAAUAUGUGCAAAGGAACGGUUGGUGAAAGUUCAUUGUCGGUCACUUUAGAAAACCUGAUGUAACUGGCUCACUGGUCAGCAAUAUAAGAAGCCAUCAUACUGGCUCACCGUCCAGAGGAUUGUAGAAUGCAUGCUCGUCUUUGAACACUUCCUAGGUCACUUCUGACUUCACAUCAUCCGAGCUUCUGUGUAAACACACAAGAUUGCGGCAUGUCGGACCCUAUACCUGUACCAAAAGCACUCGAUCUUCAACACCACAAUGGGUCCGCGUCCCCCGUAAUGACAUCUGCUUCAGUUACCAACUCUGAGAUCUGUGAAAGUCACAAAAAGUUUACGAUGUAUAAAGUCGUCGUAGCCAUGGACAACCACACCUGGUUUGUGUUGCGGCGUUACACAGACUUCAGCCGGUUGUUAGACAUUAUCAAGAAGCAGUAUCCCGGUGUGGCUCUAAAGCUUCCAGGAAAGAAACUGUUUGGCAACAACUUCAGUCCAGAGUUCAUACGAUCGCGGAGACAGGGACUGGAUGAGUUCGUUCAGAAACUGGUGAAUGAUGAAAAGUUGUUGCAACUGGAAGAAGUUCGUACAUUCCUGAACAUGGACAAGAAUAUUUCAGAGGCACACGAAGACGACGACAGCCCCGGAACACCAACAACUGAGCCUCCAGAAAAGGUUGAUUUGGGCACAACUGAGAAACCACAUGUCAAGCCAAGCGACUUCGAGUUCUUAAAAGUUAUUGGGAAAGGCAGCUUUGGAAAAGUUAUGCUUGCAAAGCACAAAGCAGAGCAGAAGCUCUAUGCAGUCAAGGUGCUGCAGAAAAAGAUCAUUCUCAAACGCAACGAACGCAACCACAUCAUGUCCGAAAGGAACGUUCUUCUAAAGAACCUGCACCACCCCUUCCUCGUGGGACUUCAUUUUUCAUUCCAAACUUCGGACAAGCUCUAUUUUGUCCUUGAUUAUGUGAACGGUGGUGAGCUGUUCUUCCAUCUGCAACGGGAAAGGUACUUUGCCGAGCCAAGGGCACGGUUCUAUGCAGCAGAAAUGACGAGUGCUCUUUCAUAUCUACAUUCUCAAGGGACUGUCUACAGGGACCUGAAGCCUGAAAAUAUUCUUCUUGAUUGGCAGGGUCACGUCGUCUUGACGGACUUUGGUCUUUGCAAAGAAGGUCUUCGGGAACGAGAAACAACCAGCACCUUUUGUGGCACUCCAGAAUACCUUGCGCCGGAAGUGUUGCGGAAGGAAGCCUACGAUCGAACUGUGGACUGGUGGUGUCUUGGAGCAGUUUUGUACGAGAUGCUUUAUGGCCUGCCGCCUUUCUACAGUAGAGACACAACAGAGAUGUAUGACAACAUUCUCCACAAGCCACUGAAGUUAAGGACCAAUAUUUCGCUGGCAGCCCGAAGAAUCAUAGAAGGGUUGCUGCAGAAGGACAAAACGCGAAGACUUGGUCACCUCGAAGACGGCGAGGAAAUCAAGAGGCAGGAGUUCUUCAAGCCCAUCAACUGGCAAGACCUUGAAGCGAAGGCAAUUAAGCCACCGUACCAUCCAAACCUUAAUGGCUGCAUGGACUUGAAGAAUAUUGAUCCAGAGUUUAUCAAAGAACCUGUGCCAGCUUCUGUUGGGAAGUCUCAAACCAUGAGUGCCAGCGUGCAGGAUGCCGACAAUGCAUUCCAGGGGUUUUCUUACGCUCCUCCCAUGGACUUUCGGACAUGAUCCAUCGGAGUCCACCCAGAGUCCACUCUGGAAUUCUGCAGCACUGGCACGGGGUGAAGACCUGCAAGUCUCACUUUAGUAGGGCAAAGUACUUGUUUUGUUCUGUUUGUUUUCUGUUCAUGUUUGUGCAACUUUUGAGAUGAAUUAUUUACACUUUUUAUCAGAGUAAGUUUACAAGAACGGUAAUUUUCCAUACUCAUUUGGCACAGUAACUUUUUUAUGCUAUACGUUCUUCUUGUGAUGUUCAUAACAGAUUCAGAGUCAUAUUUGAAAUCUCCUCCAAUUUCGAAAAAAAAAGAAAAGUAUUUGGUUACUUAAUUCUACUCUCAAGUUUAUCCAAAUGGGCAUUGUGUGGUCAUUUGUCAAUGUCAUUCAAAUUUUUGCAACUAUGCACGUGGUACUUUUGGACCAUAUUUACGAUAUACAGGGUUUGUACAUAUACAUUACCAUUGAGAAAAGUAUGUUAUUAUAUGUUCCACAUUGAGACCACAGACAUUUCUUUGUGCCUUCAGCGAUUCUGCUGCUGCCAAAUGCUCCGAUUCACCUGCCUUCCAAUAUACGGUGCUAGUCUGUUGCAGUAUUGAAAGGGGACCAAGUUUAUGUAUUUAAUGCAAAUCGUGCAACUGUAUCUUCACAGAACCAUUACAGAUAGCAUUAAGAUUACUUUGAAUCAACGGCAACAGUUUUUACAGUGCGUGUGCACUGUGCUGCUAAUGUGCCUUUUCUAAGAGGCCACGAUUAUUUUACUAGUCUGAAUGACGAUGUGAUAGUUCUGUUUCUUUGUAUCGUUGCUAUGGCCGCCUUUAGCUUAAAGCAAUAAGAGUGUAUAGUGAUGAGAAGCUAAUGCUUUGGUCUUUUAGCAUUUUUGUGCUUUCGCUGGCAAUCCCUGCAUUCAGUUGUUUAUCCAUUUGUUAUUGAAGCUACGCACCGGCACAUAGUACUGUGCUGGAGAAAAUGCCUGCCGCAACCACAACAUGACCCCCUGCAGACUGUGAUAACUGCUUGCUAAGGCAGACAACUAAAGUAUAUCCCAUUGAUGAUGCUAAUCAGAAUGAAGCACCUUAAAAUCGUGAGAACCACAUACGCAUCAGGUUGAUCUCAUCAUGGCCUACGUGCUCGAGGUAACGUAUUUCUGCUGUUACUCACACACACUUUAAAAAAAAGAUCCCGCCGUGCCAUAGUUUCUGCAAACUCUUCUUUUGUGCAGGUAAUGUUUUGCAUAUUCAAAUUUUGUACAUAGCGUUAUAUUUUAAUCCCCAAAAAAUGUCAAUAAAGAGACACAUAAAUUUUA